UUGCUGGGCGUUUCAAAGCGCACCACUCUUGCUUCGGGGGAGCGGAGGUACCCAGCCAGCAGGACCAGCAUCACCUAGCAUCCCCCACCAGGCAUUAGGCUGGCUGCGGGGGACGUUUGAAUCGAUGGCCCCGCGAGCGCGACCUCCCUCCUCUGGUCAUGAUCUCCAGCCUCUUGUAUCGUAUAUCUGCUGCGCCGUGCUAGUCUUGUGCCCAAGCCAUUUGCUCAAAGGCCCGUCACGUUCAUCGGCUUGUCUCUUCACACAAGAUACCGGUUACCCUUUUUAAUUCUGAUGGCGAAUACCGUGGGUACCGUGACGGACAACAACUUCUCGAGCCUCGUUCUGAAUAACGACCUUCCAGUGCUCGUCUUCUUCUACGCCACAUGGGCCAGGCCUUGCCAGAUGAUGGCUCCCUUCAUUGACGAGCUCGCGGAGGAGUACGCGGGGAGGAUCGCCUUCUACAAAAUGGACUUUGACGAGUACCCCCAGGCGUGCUCCAAUCACAACGUCCGGUCCGUGCCCGUUGUGACGGUCUUCAGGGACGGGGCGUCGCAUGAGACUAUCACUCGGCAUUCGUCUGUCUUUCCCGGAUGACUCGUAGUGAAAUGUAUUCUUCAGAUUCAUUCAAACCGCG
Molecule: messenger RNA, 634 nt
Organism: Closterium sp. NIES-67
Lineage: Eukaryota; Viridiplantae; Streptophyta; Zygnematophyceae; Desmidiales; Closteriaceae
Source: the annotation of a GenBank genome assembly